AUGGGUGCUAUGUCUAAUGUAUUUCAUCACUGGAUUACCAUACUCUACAGAGAUCUUAGGCAGCUCAUUAUUUGGCCUGAGGUAUCUGCUCUUCAAGAGAACUUACCGAAGUGCUUUAAAGGACGUUUUAGCCGUGUAGUAUGCAUCAUCAACUGUUUUGAAGUCUUUAUACAGAGGCCUAAAUCUUUUGACGCAAGAGCUGCAACCUACAGCAACUAUAAAAAGCAUAACACCAUCAAGGUAUUAAUAGGUACAUCACCCACUGGCUCUAUUACUUUUAUCAGCAAAGCAUGGGGCGGGAGAACUUCUGAUAAAUUAAUUACACAGAAGUCUGGAUUUUUAGACUUUGUUUGUUAUGGAGAUGUAAUCAUGGCUGAUAGAGGGUUCAAUGUUUCAGAUGAACUAGCUCUAAGAGGGGCACAUCUAGAGAUACCUGCUUUCACCAAAGGGAAAAAGCAACUCUCUGGAAUGCAAGUUGAAAAAUCAAGACAAUUGGCCCGAGUAAGAAUUCAUGUAGAGAGGGUUAUAGGACAAUUGAAAAAGAAAUUUAAAAUUCUCCAACAUACUCUUCCGAUUACUCUCAUCAAACGUCCUAAGGACAAAGACAUAACAACCAUAGACAAAAUAAUAACUGUUACCGCAGCAUUGGUUAAUUUAACUCAAUCUGUUGUUUAA
Messenger RNA from Amphimedon queenslandica, 675 nucleotides. RefSeq lists its product as uncharacterized. NCBI's taxonomy places the organism in Eukaryota, Metazoa, Porifera, Demospongiae, Haplosclerida, Niphatidae. The transcript has a single exon. The record is from RefSeq and is a predicted model, not a curated record. The coding region runs from base 1 to 675 and encodes 224 amino acids.